Molecule: messenger RNA, 4494 nt
Organism: Hordeum vulgare subsp. vulgare (domesticated barley)
Lineage: Eukaryota; Viridiplantae; Streptophyta; Magnoliopsida; Poales; Poaceae
Product: LRR receptor-like serine/threonine-protein kinase RGI1
Biological process (GO): protein phosphorylation
Molecular function (GO): protein kinase activity; protein binding; ATP binding
Source: RefSeq, a predicted model, not a curated record
UUAAGCUCCCAUUGUCAGUGGUAGCACCGCAUUUGAGUUUCUUAAUCCCUCUCUUUCCCUCCCUCCAAUGCACACCCACACUCUAUGUUUCUCUCUCUAUGCUUUGAAAUUAGGCACACUCACACUCUAUGUUUCUCUCUCUAUGCUUUGAAAUUAAGCACACUCACACUCUAUGUUUCUCUCUCUAUGCUUUGAAAUUAGGCACACUCACACUCUAUGUUUCUCUCUCUAUGCUUUGAAAUUAGGCACACUCACACUCUAUGUUUCUCUCUCUAUGCUUUGAAAUUAGACACACUCACACUCUAUGUUUCUCUCUCUACACUUUGAAAUUAGGCACACUCACACUCUAUGUUUCUCUCUCUACACUUUGAAAUUAGGCACACUUACACUCUAUGUUUCUCUCUCUACACUUUGAAAUUAGAGAGAGAGAGAGAGACCGACAAACAAACAAACAAAGAAAGAGCUUGGAUGUUGAGAAGCCCAAUGCAUCGAUGCAAGAACCCUACCCUAUUCUUUCUUUCAUUCUUUCAUUCAUGGAGGAGAGGACACAAGCAAGCAAACACCUUUGAGAGUUUUGAGGAAGAGAUAGAGAGAGAAUCCUAGAGAGAGAGAGAGAGUGUGUGAGAGAGAAUCCUAGAGAGAGAGAGAGAGAGAGAUUGCCAUCUCUCUCCGUCCAUAGGCAGGGCUGGCAUAGAGAUGGUGGUCAUAGUGUGUCGUGCACGCAGUCGCAGUCGCAGUGCCCCAGCCCAGUUUUUGAUGCCGCUGCUGCCGGCGACGACGGCAACCCCCCCGAUGCGCCACCUCCUCCUCCCACUCUUACUCAACCUCCUCGUCCUCCUCACCUCCACCACCGCCGCCACUCCCUCCUCCCCCAACACAAACACAGAGGUCGCAUUCCUCUCCUCAUGGUUGGCCGCGUCCCCCUCGCGCCCGCCGGACUGGGCCCCGGCCGCCUCGUCCCCGUGCAAGUGGUCGCACGUCGCCUGCGACGCCGCCGGGAAGGCAGUUGUUUCAGUCGCCUUCCAGUCCGUGCACCUCGCCGUGCCGGCGCCCUCCGGCCUCUGCGCCGCGCUGCCCGGGCUCGUCAGCUUUGUCGUGUCGGACGCGAACCUGACGGGCGGCGUGCCUGAGGACCUCGCGCUGUGCCGCCGCCUCGCCACGCUUGACCUCAGCGGCAACUCCCUCACCGGCCCCGUCCCGGCGUCGCUCGGCAACUUGACGGCGCUCGAGUCGCUCGUGCUCAACACCAACCUGCUCUCCGGCCCUAUCCCGGCCGAGCUCGGCGGCCUCGCGGGGUCGCUCAAGGGCCUGCUGCUCUUCGACAACCGCCUCUCCGGCGAGCUCCCCGCGGAGCUCGGCGCGCUGCGGCGGCUCGAGUCCCUCCGCGCCGGUGGGAAUCAUGACCUCUCCGGCCCGAUACCCGAAUCCUUCUCCAAGCUGUCCAACCUCGCCGUGCUCGGCCUCGCGGAUACAAAGAUCUCCGGCCAGCUGCCGUCGUCGAUCGGCAACCUCAAGAGCCUCCAGACGCUGUCGAUAUACACCACCAUGCUGUCCGGCUCCAUCCCGCCGGAGCUGGCCCUCUGCGGGAACCUCACCGACGUGUACCUCUACGAGAACGCGCUCUCCGGCGCGCUCCCGCCCGAGCUCGGCGCUCUCCAGAGCCUCCAGAAGCUGCUCCUGUGGCAGAACGCGCUCACGGGACCCAUCCCGGACAGCUUCGGCAACCUCACCUCGCUCGUCUCGCUCGACCUCUCCAUCAACUCCAUCUCCGGCGCCAUCCCGCCGUCGCUCGGCCGGCUGCCGGCGCUGCAGGACCUGAUGCUCAGCGACAACAACAUUACCGGCACCAUCCCCGUGCUGCUCGCCAAUGCGACGUCGCUCGUGCAGCUGCAGCUUGACACCAACGACAUCUCUGGCCUCAUCCCGCCGGAGCUCGGCCGGAGCUUGACCAACCUGCAGGUGCUGUUCGCGUGGCAGAACCGCCUCGAGGGCGCCAUCCCGGUCACGGUCGCGUCCAUGUCGAGCCUCCAGGCGCUCGACCUCUCGCACAACCGCCUUACCGGCGCCGUGCCGCCGGGGCUCUUCCUGCUGCGCAACCUCACCAAGCUGCUAAUCUUGUCCAACGACCUCUCCGGCGUGAUACCCCCGGAGAUUGGGAAGGCGGCUAGCCUAGUGCGGCUCAGGCUCGGCGGCAACCGCAUCGCCGGGGAGAUCCCCGCGGCCGUGGGCGGGAUGAAGAGCAUCGUCUUCCUUGACCUCGGCAGCAACCGCCUCACCGGCGCCGUGCCCUCCGAGGUCGGCGACUGCUCGCAGCUCCAGAUGCUCGACCUCAGCAACAACACGCUCAACGGAGCCCUGCCGGAGUCGCUCGCCGGCGUGCGCGGCCUGCAGGAGCUCGACGUCUCGCACAACCAGCUCACCGGCCCCGUGCCUGAAUCAUUCGGAAGGCUGGCGGUGCUGAGCCGUCUCGUCCUCGCCGGCAACGCGCUGUCAGGCACGAUACCGGCGGCGCUCGGGCGGUGCCGCGCGCUCGAGCUGCUCGACCUCAGCGACAACCGUCUCUCGGGCACCAUCCCGAACGAGCUCUGCAGCCUCGCCGGCCUCGACAUCGCCCUCAACCUCAGCCGCAACAGCCUAACGGGCAGGAUCCCGGCGAGGAUAUCGGAGCUGAGCAAGCUGUCCGUGCUCGACCUGUCCUACAACGCGUUCUCCGGCAGCCUCACGGCGCUCGCCGGGCUUGACAACCUCGUCACGCUCAAUGUGUCGCAGAACAACUUGUCCGGGUACCUCCCGGACACGAAGCUCUUCCGGCAGCUCUCGGCGUCCAGCCUCGCCGGGAACUCGGGGCUGUGCACCAAAGGCGGCGACGUGUGCUUCGUUGGCGUGGACGCCGACGGGCGGCCGAUGUCGGUGACCGCCAGCGACGAUGCGCAGCGCGCGCACCGGCUGAAGCUCGCCAUCGCGCUGUUGGUGACCGCGACGGUGGCGAUGGUGCUCGGGAUGAUGGGCAUACUGAGAGCGCGCGGAGGCAGGGGCGGGGGCGGGGGCGGGAGCAGCGACUCGGAGGCCGGCGGCGGGGAGCUCGGGUGGCCGUGGCAGUUCACGCCGUUCCAGAAGGUGAGCUUCUCGGUGGAGCAGGUGGUGCGGAGCCUGGUCGACGCCAACAUCAUCGGCAAGGGCGUGUCCGGCGUGGUGUACCGGGUGAGCCUGGACUCGGGAGAGACCAUCGCCGUGAAGAAGCUGUGGCCGGCCGCGUUCAAGGACGCCGGGGCCGGGCGGGACUCGUUCUCGGCGGAGGUGCGCACGCUGGGCUCCAUCCGGCACAAGAACAUCGUGAGGUUCCUCGGUUGCUGCUGGAACAAGAGCACGCGGCUGCUCAUGUACGACUACAUGGCAAACGGCAGCCUCGGCGCCGUGCUCCACGAGCGCGGCGGCGCGCAGCUGGAGUGGGACGUCCGGUACCGGAUCGUGCUGGGGUCGGCGCAGGGCCUGGCCUACCUGCACCAUGGCUGCUCGCCGCCGAUCGUGCACCGGGACAUCAAGGCCAACAACAUCCUCAUCGGCCUCGACUUGGAGGCCUACAUCGCCGACUUCGGCCUCGCCAAGCUCGUCGACGAGGGCGCCGAUUUGGGCCGCUCCUCCAACACCGUCGCCGGCUCCUACGGCUACAUCGCCCCCGAGUAUGGAUACAUGCUCAAGAUCACGGAGAAGAGCGACGUGUACAGCUACGGGGUGGUGGUGCUGGAGGUGCUCACCGGGAAGCAGCCCAUCGACCCGACGAUCCCGGACGGGCAGCACCUGGUGGACUGGGUGCGGCGGCACAAGGGCGGCGCCGGCGUGCUGGACCCGGCGCUGCAGGGGCGGUCGGACACGGAGGUGGAGGAGAUGCUGCAGGUCAUGGGCGUGGCCCUGCUGUGCGUCAGCCCCGUCCCCGACGAGCGGCCGGCCAUGAAGGACGUCGCCGCCAUGCUCAAGGAGAUCCGCGAGGAGUACGCCAAGGUCGUCGACGUCCCCCUCAAGGCCACCCCGACGACAAUGACCACGUCGACGUCCAACACGCCGCCCUGCCGCCCUGGGACUGGGAGUAAUAGCAGCAGCAGCAGCUUCUCCGCCAUCUACUCUUCAUCCAAGGCCAAAUCGCCAUUCGAUUGACUGAUCCUAGGCAGGCAGGCGCCAAAUUUCAUUUUCGUCAUGCUGGUUUACUUGGCUCGGCUGUACGUGUAAAUGGUUUUGGUUGGUUGCAAUGGUGACACCACUUCAUCUUCAUCUUCAUCUUCAUUACUGUAAGUUCACGACUUAGGAAGAAUUACUUUGAGGCUUUUUCUUUUCUUCUUCUUCUUCUUCUUCUUCUUCUUCUUCUUUUAUAUUUGAUUUGAUGUGUUGAGGAGCUAGCGUUGAAUAAAGAUCCCAAAGAAUCAUGCCAUGCCAUGCCAUGCCAUGUCAUCUAUGUGUGCAAGUUUCUUCAAAUUUAUACAAGGACUACUUUGUUUGGUA